AUCUCAUCUACCACCACUCACAUUCUCAUAUCCUAUGUUUUAAGUGCAUCUCCUCAGUGCUCUUUUUAUUACAAAGUUUAUUCCUACACCUAUAACACUAAAUUCCCUCUCCUCUUUUCUCCAAUUUUGAACAUGCCUUCAAGAAUCUCGGAUGUCUUCAGAGCACACCCUGUCCACCUCCAUCAAAAGCAAUACCUAGACUUCAAUUCCGUAAAAGAACUCCCCGAAUCUUAUGCAUGGGCAAAAUUCAACAACGAUUACCCUUCAUCGGUAGCCUCCAGCAAGGAGGAGUCCGUGCCCGUGAUAGAUCUCCAUCAUCCUAAUGCACUCACAGUCAUGGGUCAUGCAUGCAGGACUUGGGGAGUGUUCCAAGUCAUAAACCAUGGAGUUCCUGAAGAUAUUCUUCAUCAAUCUCUCAGGGAGGGAAAGAACCUCUUCUCCCUCCCGAUGCAACAAAAGCUCAAGGCUGCUCGCUCUCCUGGUGGAAUCUCGGGCUAUGGAGUCGCUCGGAUCGCUCCCUUCUUCGAAAAACUGAUGUGGUCCGAGGGCUUCACCAUUGUUGGCUCCCCGCUUGAACAUGCCCAACAACUUUGGCCACAUGACUACACUGGAUUCUGUGAUGUUAUCCGAGAGUACAAGAAAGAGAUGAAGAAACUAGCUGGGAGGCUAAUGUGGCUUGUGCUGGGAUCAUUGGGCAUAUCAAAGGAAGACCUUAAAUGGGCUGGGCCGAGGGGAGACUUCUCGGGUGCCGCCGCAGCAUUGCAGCUCAACUCCUACCCGGCGUGCCCUGACCCUGACCGCGCCAUGGGCCUUGGGGUCCACACAGACUCGACCCUCUUGACUAUCCUUCUCCAAAACAACACGAGUGGCUUGCAAGUUCUAAAGGAGGGCAGUGGUUGGAUCAAUGUCCCUCCAAUCCCAGGUGCGCUAGUGAUCAAUUUAGGCGACAUGCUCCAAAUCCUAUCCAACGGCCUUUACCAAAGUGUCCCCCAUCGGGCGGUCGUCAACCGGACCCAACAACGGUUGUCGAUUGCGUACCUUUACGGGCCUCCUGACAGCGUCCUCAUCUCGCCCAUACCCAAGCUUGUUGGCCCUGCCUGCCCACCAAUUUAUCGGUCGGUUACAUGGACCGAGUAUCUUCAGAGAAAGGCGAAGUAUUUUAACAGGGGGUUGUCUUCGGUUAGGAUUCACGCAACCAAAAACGGGUUACAAGAUGUAAAUGACAAGAUAGUUUAAGUAGGCUAAGCAAGAGUGGAAUGUGGCCCUUUUGUAAUUAAUGUGAUUCUUCUUAGAAUAAGGACUCAACUCAUAUGUUUGGAGGACUGAACACAGUUUGACUUUUAAGCCAACUCAAUUAGAGACCAUAUUUAAUCAAGUCAAUCAUAUUUUGGAAAGGAUCUAUAUGGGCCAUAAUUAAGUCAAUUAAAGCUUAAA
Messenger RNA from Punica granatum (pomegranate), 1434 nucleotides. The record is from RefSeq and is a predicted model, not a curated record. NCBI's taxonomy places the organism in Eukaryota, Viridiplantae, Streptophyta, Magnoliopsida, Myrtales, Lythraceae.